Staurois parvus is the source of this 288-nucleotide messenger RNA. NCBI's taxonomy places the organism in Eukaryota, Metazoa, Chordata, Amphibia, Anura, Ranidae. The record is from the annotation of a GenBank genome assembly.
UAACAUAUCUUUUGUUUCCAAGAGAACAUCCUGUGUUCAGUGUUUUGUCCAUCUGAGUACCUUGAAAACGCUUUGCAUGCAUUUUUCAUGAUAAAAAAAGACUCUGGACAGCAUCGGUUUCAAACGCAAACCCUUAUAAAUGCGAUUUGCCACGUUUACAAGCAUUUUGCGUUUGAAACGCUGAUAAAAUCGACUGCUGAACGCAAGUUUUCUGCGUUAAAAAAAACGACUGUAAACUCUAAUGCCUGUAAACGAAGAUGUGUACAUGGACACAUAGGAAAACAUGAG